AUGGCAAAUUAGUAGGAAGAAGUACAAAACAUUUAUUUACAAAGUUGAUUAAUUAGUGCAUCAACAAAAUGUCUGAGCGCAAAGUGUUAAACAAAUACUAUCCGCCGGACUUCGAUCCAUCGAAGAUACCGCGCAUGAAAUUGGCCAAAAAUCGACAAUACACCGUCCGAUUGAUGGCACCGUUUAAUAUGCGCUGCAAAACUUGCGGGGAAUACAUAUACAAGGGCAAGAAGUUUAAUGCGCGCAAAGAGGAUGUGGAGAAUGAAACGUAUUUGGGCAUACGUAUCUAUAGAUUCUACAUAAAGUGCACGCGCUGCCUGCAGGAGAUCUCGUUCAAAACGGAUCCACAGAACACCGACUACGAGAUCGAAGCGGGCGCCACACGCAAUUUUAUGGCAUUGAAACUGGCCGAGGAGCAGGCGCGUCGCGAGGAGCGUGAAGAACGCGAGGAGGAGGCCAACAAUCCCAUGAAAUUGCUCGAGAAUCGCACGCAACAGUCGCGCAACGAAAUCGAAAUGCUCGAGAGUCUCGAGGAGCUGCGCGAUUUGAACAGACGACAGCAAACUGUGGACUAUACGACCAUGCUGGAGCAGUAUAAUCCAGCGGAAACGGAACGUGAACGCCAGGAGCGCGAGGAACGCGAAGACGAGGAGUUUGUCAAAUCUGUGAACUUUAAAAACAAGGCGGAGAGCAGCGGCACGCGCAUUGUCACUGAGGAAAUUAUCGAAGAGCUGAAGGAGGAGGAUACAGCAUUGCCAGCGCCACCAGCAGCCAAAUUCGCCAAGCCCAGCACUGCGUCAGCGCCCAGCAAAGCCACGGCUGGCGCUCAGCUAGUAAAACGCAAGACGCCUCUGGUGCUGGUGAAACCAAAGCCUGCAGCAGGAACAGCAAAUACAACUGCAACUGGAACAGCUACGGCAGCCGCAUCCGCAGCAGUGACGCCUAAACCGGCAGCAGCACCCGCUGGUUUAUCCCUUUUGGCUGCAUACAGUGACAGCUCUGAGGAUUCCAACUGACCUUUGCAUGUUAUUAGCAUUUAUGCCAAGUCUUUGUGUUUAUUCCAAUUAGCUAAAGCCUAUGCUAAGGCACAAAUAAGUAGGAGAGAACAUGUAAUAAAUGUAUGUGCUUACCAUAUCUUCCAUA
Drosophila virilis is the source of this 1143-nucleotide messenger RNA. Its product is annotated as splicing factor YJU2. Gene Ontology annotation, biological process: mRNA splicing, via spliceosome. The record is from RefSeq and is a predicted model, not a curated record. Gene Ontology annotation, cellular component: U2-type catalytic step 1 spliceosome. Lineage: Eukaryota; Metazoa; Arthropoda; Insecta; Diptera; Drosophilidae.